ACAAAAGGAAGACCACUUCUACAGUCAACACUGGCGUCUGCGUUGGCUGAUAUUUUGAAAAUGAGCGAUGAGGAUGAGCCGCUCAAUUUUUCGACAUCAAAAGCUACAGAAGAGUCGAAAGAGGGGAUUCUUGGAGUUCGAUCAAUUUUCAAUACACCUUUGCUCUUUCCUCCUCCAAUGUUUAAUGCGGGUGUAAUUUCUCCUCAUAUUGCUGCUGCGUUGGCCAUGUCUUUCAAUCAGCAGCGGAUGAAUGCAAGUGUUUCCCCUCCCUUGGAUCACACCACUAUCAGUGUGAACAGCUUCCCAUCUAUGGGAUCCGUAAAGACUGAUAGCCCACCCACAGCUUCUUCUCCUACGUUAUGCUGUGCAGUUUGUGGGGAUGUCAGUAGUGGGAAGCACUAUGGUAUCUUGGCAUGCAAUGGAUGUUCGGGCUUCUUCAAGCGAUCAGUAAGAAGGCGGCUGAUUUAUAGAUGCCAGGCAGGAACCGGCAACUGCGUUGUAGACAAAGCACAUAGAAAUCAAUGUCAAGCAUGUAGACUUAAAAAAUGCCUUAACAAGGGAAUGAAUAAAGAUGCAGUACAAAAUGAGAGACAACCGAGAAAUACCGCCACAAUCCGACCCGCCCUUGACAUGGAUCCACAAAACUUUUUCAGAGAGUAUGCAGGUGCCGUGUCUGCAAUAAUGGGACAUUCUAAUAUGAUGAAAAGGGAAGAUUCCCCAUCUAGUGCUAGUGACGGGAAAACAGAAGAUGAGAAGAAAGAUAGCUUACAAGAAACUACAAUGAGCCAACUCGAAAGUGUGCUCCAGUGGGCUCAACAGUUUCGGCUUUUUACAGUGCUCACAAAUUCUGAGAAGAGACAAAUAAUCCUAACUCAAUGGCCGCGUCUCCUGUGUAUAUCCCUCUGUGAGCAGGCAGAAGAUGUCUCUUUCGACGACCACCUGACGAGCCUCAUGCUCAAGUUCCGACGUUUAGACGUUUCGCCGGCUGAAUUCAAUUGCUUGAAAGCGAUCACCAUCUUCAUGAAACCAACUGAAGACUCUCAAUAUCAAUUUGAAGAGCAACUAGACCAAUGCAUUUGCCUGCUUCAACAAUGCUGUCUGAAACUUGACUCAUCGCCUUCCCGAUUUGGAAAACUGCUACUCCUCCUCGCCGAAAUUCAAUUUUACCCAACUAGUUAUCUCGAAUCUCUACUUGACACCAAAAUUUCACAACUUGUCUCCCGUUUCUUGUAAUUAUUGAUUUACUUGUCUGAUCAUCUCAUAACAUUGGCCCAUGUAUUUUAAUCAAUUGUAAUCACCUCAAUACCAAUAGUGAACUAAUCGAUCUGAACUCCAUAUUGACAUAAAUGAUCACUACUUUCCGAAAAUCAUAUCUGUAACGGCAGAAUUUAUACUUAAACCUCAAAAAAAUAUAUUUUCAAUAAAUUUGUCAUAUUCGCAUCACAAUUCCCAAUUUUUCCAAUUCAAUUGUCAACU
This is a messenger RNA of Caenorhabditis elegans, 1476 nucleotides long. It is a transcript of the gene fax-1, whose product is annotated as Nuclear hormone receptor family member fax-1. The coding region runs from base 61 to 1233 and encodes 390 amino acids. The record is from RefSeq and is marked reviewed. Gene Ontology annotation, cellular component: cytoplasm; axon; nucleus. The transcript is spliced from 8 exons. Gene Ontology annotation, molecular function: zinc ion binding; DNA-binding transcription factor activity; sequence-specific DNA binding. Lineage: Eukaryota; Metazoa; Nematoda; Chromadorea; Rhabditida; Rhabditidae. Gene Ontology annotation, biological process: intracellular receptor signaling pathway; positive regulation of transcription by RNA polymerase II; regulation of DNA-templated transcription.